CUCACCGUUCCAAUUGCUCCCCACCCCGACCGCAGUGCUCGCCGGAGAUCUCACUACCGCACGGCCGCGAGCCCACCACGCCCGCGGCCAUGUCGUCCGGCUCCGGCUCCACGCUGAUGGAUCUCAUCACCUCGGAUCCAGCGCCGCCCUCGGCCGCCGGCGCGUCGUCGCAGCAGCCGUCCUCGGGCGGCUCAUCGGGGAGGUCCGCGCCGGCGCCGGCGCCGGCGCCCGCCCCGGCGGAUCGCAAGUCGAAGAGGGCCACCCUGAUGCAGAUCCAGAGCGACACCAUCUCAGCAGCCAAGGCCUUCAACCCCGUCAAGAACCUUCCCCAGCGCAACAGGAAGAAGAAGCCCGUCUCGUACUCGCAGCUGGCGCGGAGCAUCCACGAGCUUGCAGCGACGUGCGACCAGAAAAGUUCCCAGAGGCAGCUCGUCAACAGUGUGUUCCCCAAGCUCGCGGUGUACAAUUCUGUGGAUCCUUCGGUGGCUCCGUCUCUUCUCAUGCUCCACCAGCAAUGCGAGGACAAAAAUGUUCUGCGCUACGUAUACUACUAUCUUGCCCGGAUUUUGUCAGAUAAUGGCUCCCAGGGUUCAAGUGCUGCCGGUGGCAUACCCACACCGAAUUGGGAUGCUCUUGCCGACAUUGAUGUUGUUGGAGGAGUGACUAGAGCAGAUGUCGUGCCCAGAAUUGUUAAUCAGCUUUCAGCAGAAUCCACCAGCGAUGAUGUUGAAUUUCACGCGCGGAGACUUGCGGCUCUGAAGGCCCUAACAUCCUCUUCCACAAGCAGUUCUGAGAUGUUGGAAAAGCUUAGUGAGAUUGUGUUUGGCAUUUUGGAAAAGGUGGCAGAUUCUAAACAGAAACGAAAGAAAGGUAUAUUUACCAAGCAAGGUGGUGAUAAAGAGUCUAUUUUACGGAGUAACUUGCAAUACGCUUCUCUAAGUGCUCUGAGAAGACUGCCACUUGAUCUUGGCAAUCCAGCAUUUCUGCACCGAGCUGUCCAAGGGAUUGAAUUUUCUGACCCAGUUGCAGUAAGGCAUGCCUUGUCAAUUAUAUCGGAAAUUGCUGUUAGAGAUCCAUACUCUGUUGCAAUGGCAUUGGGCAAAAACGCACAGCAUGGUGGAGCUCUUCAGGACAUCCUUCAUUUGCAUGAUGUUCUUGCAAGAGUGUACCUUGCAAAGUUGUGCCAUUCAAUAUCUAGGGCUCGUGUACUGGAUGAGAGGCCUGACAUAAAGUCACAGUACAGUUCUCUCCUUUAUCAACUUCUUUUGGAUCCAAGUGACAGAGUCUGUUUUGAGGCUAUACUCUGUGUUCUGGGAAAAGUUGACAACACAGAAAGCACUGAGGACAGAGCUGGCGGAUGGAUUCGGUUAACUAGAGAAAUUCUCAAAUUGCCUGAGGCCCCUUCUGUAGCAUCAAAGGGUAUUCUGUCAAAAGCCAGUGAAAAAUCUUCGAAAGCAAGGCGUCCUCAACCCCUCAUCAAACUUGUAAUGAGAAGACUGGAGAGCUCUUUCCGUAGCUUUUCCCGCCCUGUUCUUCAUGCUGCUGCAAGAGUAGUCCAGGAAAUGGGUAAAAGUAGAGCAGCUGCCUAUGCGUUGGGUGCUUAUGAUGAGGGAGCAAAUCUUCAAGCUUAUUCAGACAAUGCUGAUUCUCUUGAUUCUGAUCUUAAUGAGAACUCGCAACCUGAAGCUACCCGGAAAGCUAAACCACUAUCGAACGGACAUGGUGGAUUGGACACAGUAGCAGGAUUACUAGCAUCACUAAUGGAAGUAGUGCGGACAACUGUAGCAUGCGAGUGUGUAUAUGUUCGAGCGAUGGUCGUCAAAGCUUUGAUAUGGAUGCAAAAUCCACAUGAGUCUCUUGAUGAAUUGAAAUCUAUCAUUGCUUGUGAGCUGUCUGACCCAGCCUGGCCUUCUUCUCUCCUGAAUGAUGUCCUGCUAACCCUACAUGCUCGGUUCAAGGCAACCCCUGAUAUGGCUGUGACUCUGCUUGAGAUUGCUAGAAUUUUCGCUACGAAAGUUCCUGGAAAGAUUGAUGCUGAUGUUCUACAACUGUUAUGGAAGACAUGCCUUGUAGGAGCAGGACCAGAUGGAAAACAUACAGCCUUGGAAGCUGUGACAAUAGUCCUUGAUCUGCCACCACCUCAGCCUGGUUCAAUGUCUGUGCUCACGUCUGUUGAUAUGGUUUCUGCCUCAGAUCCAAAAUCUGCAAUGGCACUGCAAAGAUUAGUUCAAGCUGCUGUUUGGUUUCUGGGAGAAAAUGCAAACUAUGCUGCAUCUGAGUAUGCAUGGGAAUCUGCAACGCCUCCUGGCACUGCUCUAAUGAUGCUUGAUGCUGAUAAAAUGGUUGCUGCAGCAAGUUCCCGUAAUCCUACACUUGCUAGCGCGCUAACACGGCUCCAAAGAUGUGCAUUUAGUGGCAGCUGGGAGAUCCGUAUCGCUGCUGCUCAGGCCCUGACCACCAUUGCUAUAAGGUCUGGUGAACCUUAUAGACUGCAGAUAUAUGAGUUUCUCCAUGCUUUGAGUCUGGGCGGUGUGCAGUCAAACUUUUCAGAAUUGCAGCUAAGUAAUGGGGAAAACCAAGGUGCUAGUGGUACUGGUCUUGGAUCUUUGAUAAGCCCAAUGCUGAAGGUCUUGGAUGAAAUGUAUAGAGCUCAAGAUGAGCUUGCUAGGGACAUCCGUCAGCAUGAUAAUAGCAAACAAGAAUGGAGUGAUGAUGAACUGAAGAAACUUUAUGAAACCCAUGAGAGGCUUCUUGAUUUUGUUUGUUUAUUCUGUUUUGUUCCAAGGAUCAAAUACUUGCCUUUAGGUCCUACCAGUGCCAAGCUCAUUGAGAUCUACCGCAAUCGGCAUAACAUCAGUGCCUCUGUCGGUCUAAGUGACCCUGCUGUUGCAACCGGAAUAUCUGACCUCAUGUAUGAGUCCAAAGAAGUACAUAAAGAGACCAGUACUAUGCAGUCUGGAAUUGACCCUGAUUUAGCCAUGGCCUGGGCAGCAGGUUUGGAAGAUGAUGAUUGGGCAAACAAUGCCCCAGCUGUGGACAAAGUAAAGGACUUCCUUGCGGGUGCUGGAACUGAUGCUCCUGAUGUGGAUGAUGAGGAGGAGUACAUGAAUUCUAGGCCGUCAGUCGGUUAUGAUGAUAUGUGGGCCAAGACAAUUCUUGAAACAUAUGAGGAAGAUGAUGGGAGGUCUUCUGGUGGGUCCUCACCUGAGUCAACUGGUUCUGUGGAGACAUCCAUAUCGUCCCAUUUUGGUGGCAUGAACUAUCCGUCCUUGUUUAGUUCAAAACCACCAAGUUAUGGGGCUUCGCAACAAACGAUACGUGAAGAACCACCAUCAUAUUCAACAUCUGUCCUACAGAAGCGUGAGUCGUUUGACAACCCCCUUGCUGGGCGUGGGAGCCGAAGUUCUGGAUCACACGAGGAUACCGAGAAGAGUUCCAGUUCCGGGAAUCCUCAAUCUGGGAAAGCACUGUAUGACUUCACAGCAGGUGGCGAUGAUGAGUUGAGUUUGAACUCUGGAGAAGAUGUCGAUAUCGAAUAUGAGGUUGAUGGUUGGUACUACGUAAAGAAAAAGAGAGCUGGAAGGGAUGGGAAGAUAGCAGGUCUGGUGCCUGUUUUGUAUGUGAGCUCGUGAUAGCAAUGAACCUUGUGACAUAUUAUUCUGAAGAGCUGGCUGGAGUAAAUAGACCUAAGCGUGGCACACAUAAAGCUUUUAUGAUGUGCGUACUGGAGCUGCUAACAUUUUACAGGCACACAGGCUUGUGGAAGGAUAUAUCCAAUCAUCUUGAUGGUUCUAUGAUGCAGUUUUGUCAGCUUUUCAUACUGCCAGGUCAUUCAAUUCAUUGUUUAUGUGUGGAUAAGCAUUUGGAUGAACGGUUUAACCUUUCAUCUUCUCCGAUCUGCUCCACUGGUUAUACUUGAAGGAUUCCGUUGCUCUCUUCUUCAGUCGUCCCAUCCGUUGUGCAAUAUAUCGCAUUGUAAUUGUAGAACUAUAUUAGCUGUGGAGAGGCUGUAGUAAACUGUAGCGCCCGAGUUUCCCCACGAUUCUUUUGGCCUUGUGUAUGGUGUGAAACGUGUGAUUCAGUAGUAAGUAGUGGUGUUGUAUCGAUUUGUGUAAAAUUUUGUAUUCUGGUGGAACAAGGAUACAUGAGAAUAUAUACCAAUAGCGAAGUGACAUGCAUACAUUGUA
Messenger RNA from Lolium rigidum, 4187 nucleotides. RefSeq lists its product as uncharacterized. The coding region runs from base 90 to 3632 and encodes 1180 amino acids. The transcript is spliced from 25 exons. Gene Ontology annotation, molecular function: protein binding. NCBI's taxonomy places the organism in Eukaryota, Viridiplantae, Streptophyta, Magnoliopsida, Poales, Poaceae. The record is from RefSeq and is a predicted model, not a curated record.